Messenger RNA from Cornus florida, 3469 nucleotides. RefSeq names its product DNA (cytosine-5)-methyltransferase CMT2-like. Bases 364 to 3060 code for a protein of 898 amino acids. The transcript is spliced from 21 exons. The record is from RefSeq and is a predicted model, not a curated record. Gene Ontology annotation, cellular component: nucleus. Gene Ontology annotation, molecular function: chromatin binding; methyltransferase activity. Lineage: Eukaryota; Viridiplantae; Streptophyta; Magnoliopsida; Cornales; Cornaceae.
AAACCGAAACACUCAAACCAAUAUCAUUUUGGCCUUCCAAACAGCCCUAACCUCUUACCAUGGUAGGAACUAUCAUUUCUCAUUCAAAUUUGUUCCAACAAAGGUACGGUACAUUGUAGUUUUCCGUGUGCGUUAUCAUUUCGUGUCAGCAAUUUGGAUUUGAUUUUUUUCAUGUUGGGUAACUCAUCCAUCUACUCCCGCCAACGUUUCCCUCCUAAAACAUCGCACACUUCCCAAAAAUGGACCUAAGACUUCACAGUCCACGCUGUUCAAUCUACUGCUAUUCUCUCUCCAAGUCGGGGUUUAUACUCAUUUCUCUAUCCUUUUCCCAUUUAGGGUUUAGUAUAGUGUCAGAUUCCAACAAUGGCGGCGGAGAAUACCCUUUCUAGGGUUUCCCCUAGACUUUCAAAGGCUUCAUUAUCGCCGUCUCCGUCGCCAUUGCCUCAAAAUGGUAACAUCGACUGCUCGGCUUCAAAGAUUUCGGGUAAGGAUGUGCUCCGGAAAUCGCCGAGACUAUGCACGAAUCUGGAAAAUGGCUAUGGAAUUGCCGCAAAUGGGAAUUCGAAGAAGCGGAAACCACCUGCGAAAAAGCAGAAGACGAUCUCUGAAUCUUCGAACAAGAAGAAGGGGGAAGGUUCUGGCGUUGUCUCGCUUCCCGCUGAAUCUUCGAACAAGAAGAAGGGGAAAGGUUCCGGCGUUGUCUCCGUCUUGAUCGGUGAUCCGGUCCCUGACGAUGAAGCUCGACAGAGAUGGCCUUGGCGCUACCAAAAGAAGAUCCAGCAAAACAGGGGUCAAAGCUUGAAAUCUGAUGACGAUGAUGACGAUGAGAUGAUUCUGAAUGUAAACAGCCAUUACUCUCAUGCUGAGAUUGAAAAGUGUGUCUUCAAACUUGGAGAUUGUGCUUAUGUAAAGGGCAAGGAAGGGGGACAAAAUUUUGUAGGCAGGAUACUAGAAUUUUUUAAAACAUUGGAAGGUGAAGAUUAUUUUAGGGUUCAGUGGUUCUUCAGAGCCGAAGAUACGGUAAUCAAUGAAGAGGCAGCAUCUCAUAACAAGAAGCGCCUAUUCUAUUCUACCUUAAUGAAUGAUAAUUUAUUGGAUUGCCUUGUUUCCACAGUCAAGAUUGUACAUAUAGCACCUAGUGUAAACUUGAAAUCAAAAUCUAUUCCACCCUGUGAUUUCUAUUAUGAUAUGAAAUACUCAGUGGAUUACACAACAUUCUGUACAAUGGUAACCGAUAAUUCUGCAGACAGUUGUAAUGUAUCACCGUCUCCUUGUACGAAGGCCGUUCAUAUACAUGGUAUUAAGGCUAAUUUGGAGGAAACAUCAGUUAGUAAACCUUACAAAUCAGAGCUAGCAUUGUUAGAUAUUUAUUCUGGUUGUGGUGGAAUGUCAACUGGGUUGUCACUUGGUGCCAAACUCUCUGGGGUAGAUCUUGCAACGAAAUGGGCUGUUGACAUUGAUAAAUCAGCAUGUGAAAGCUUGAAGUUAAAUCAUCCAGACACAGAAAUUAGAAAUGAAUCUGCGGAGGAUUUCCUUGACCUAUUGAAGGAAUGGGACAAACUUUGCAAACGAUAUGUAGUCAACGAUGGUGUAAAGACACAUGAACCAAAUUCUAGGGCCAUGAGAGCAGCUAAUAAGGAUAUACAUUUGAAAACUGAUAAAAGUCCAACUGGUGAAUACGAAGUUGCACGCUUGGUUGAUAUUUGUUAUAGUGAUCCCAGUGAAACAGGGAAGCGUGGGCUUAAAUUUCAGGUGCGUUGGGUGGGAUAUGGUCCCAGUGAGGACACGUGGGAGCCAGUUGAGGGGUUAAGUAAAUGCCAAGAUCGUAUACAAGAUUUCGUGUUAAAAGGCUUUAAGGCAAAAAUAUUGCCACAACCGGGAGAUGUUGAUGUUAUUUGUGGGGGACCUCCAUGUCAAGGAAUAAGUGGCUACAACCGCCAUAGAAAUGUUGAUUCUCCUUUGGAUGAUGAAAGAAAUCGUCAAAUUGUAGUCUUCAUGGAUAUUGUGAACUUUUUAAAGCCCAAAUAUGUUCUAAUGGAAAAUGUGGUUGACAUUUUGAGGUUUGCCAAGGGUUGUCUUGGAAGAUAUGCUAUAAGUCGUUUGGUUCGUAUGAAUUACCAAGCAAGGCUAGGAAUUAUGGCUUCUGGUUGUUAUGGUCUUCCUCAAUUCCGUUUGCGUGUUUUUUUGUGGGGCGCUCAUUGUCAUGAGAAAUUACCCCAGUUUCCACUUCCUACACAUGAUGUGGUUUUGAGAUACGGGGCGCCUAGUGAGUUUGAGCGUAGUGUUGUUGCUUAUGAUGAAAGUCAAUCUCGGGAUUUAGAAAAAGCUCUUGUUCUCAGUGAUGCCAUCUCUGAUCUUCCUCCAGUCAUGAACCAUGAAAUUUGUGAUAAGAUGUCAUACAAAAAGCCUCCAGAAACAGAGUUUCAAAAAUAUAUCAGAGCAACGAGAUCUGAAAUGAUCCCCAGUGGUACAGCUGGACCAGAAAAGUCAGCUUUAUAUGAUCAUCGGCCUCUUCCAUUGUGUGAGGAUGAUUAUUUGCGAGUUUGUCGGAUCCCACAAAGAAAGGGAGCAAAUUUUAGGGAUCUCCCAGGUAUUGUUGUUGGGGCUGAUAAUGUUGUGAGAAGGGAUUCGACGAUGAAGCCAGAACCGAUGCCAUCUGGAAAGCUAUGGGUACCUGAUUAUGCAAUAAACUUUUCGGGUGGAAAGUCUACAAGACCAUUUGCCCGAUUAUGGUGGGAUGAAACGGUGCCAACUGUGUUGUGUCGACCAGAUCCUCACAGCCAGGCAAUUUUACAUCCUGAGCAAGACAGAGUCCUUACAAUUCGUGAGUGCGCGAGGUUGCAAGGAUUUCCUGAUUAUUAUCAGUUUUGUGGGGAUGUGAAGGAAAGAUACUGUCAAGUGGGGAAUGCGGUGUCUGUUCCUGUUGCUCGUGCUCUAGGAUAUGCAUUGGGAAUGGCUGUGAGAAAGCUGAGUGGAGAUGAACCUCUCAUGACUCUCCCGCCCAAAUUCUCCCAUUCCACAACUAUUCAGUUGUUGCAGUCUUCAUCCAACGAAGCUUGAUUGGCAUUAUUAUUUUCAGAAUCAGAAAAACUCAUUUCCGGUGGACGUAGGAACAUUGCUUAACCAAGUUAAAUUCUUGUGUUCAUAGUAUAUAAAGCAUGCUAGGAAUUAAGUCACAUGAAGCGGAAGCGUGAGAGUAACAAAAUCUAAAAUUUGGUUAGAACGGGAGAAAAUUUGGUUAGAACGGGAGUCUCUAGAGUGAAAUAUUCUCAAUAUUUGUAUGAUAUGAUUUGUGAAAUAGUACAAAUGUAAUUUCAUAAGCGUUAGAAAAUGUGUUAAAGCUAUAAUUAACCUUAUUUUUUCUAUAUUUAGACAUACAUAACAUUAGUGAUAAUCUGUUUACUUAAAGACUUUAAAUUUCAUAAUGAAAUGAAUAAAAGAAUUAUAAAAUAAUAAACGUCUUACCUAA